AUGGCCACCGCCAACGGCACCCUAGCUGCCCCCUCGCCACCGCCCGCGCCCACGUCGCCGUCGCUCGCAAAGCGAAAACUCACGGGCAGUCAUGCCAUUGUCGCCAACGGCGCAUCCGUCCCCGCGCAAGCACAGGCUGCGAAUGCGAACACGCAAUCCCUGCAGGCGGUUUUGCAGGAUAUCACCACAGUCGUGAAGAGCUACGACACCCAACCCCCGAUCUUGUCUCAUCCCCUAUCCUCUUCGAUAACGCGAACCUCGUCUGGAGAGGCAGACUCCAAACGCACCAAACUGACGCCCCCGACCGGCUCCACGACCAUCGCCAGCUUGGUCCAGGAGGGAAGCUACGACUCGCUCCAGUCAUUCGAAAAGGACGUAGAAACUGCCAGCUCGGAAAUACUUGCUUCGAGCGGUGGAAGCGAUGCGACAACAACACAGGGCGGUUCUACCGAGGCAGCGCUACAAGCCAAGGUGCUUGCCUUCCGAGCCGUCGUCAGGAAUCUAGUCGAUAGAGAAGAGGCGCGCAGAGCCCAUCUGCUACAAGCCGGGACAGAUGUCAAGGAUCAUGUUCAACAAGUCACAAAGGAGAGCAGCCCUGUGCCAAUCAAAGAGGAAGAGCCACAAGCGCUUCCGAGUCGAACAGUGCUCACGCUUUAUGGAAGUGCACCACCGAAGCAGCUGUUCUCGAGCCUACAACAGCCACAAAAAGUAGGGCCCUCUGAGCCCAUUGCCACGCUAGAUACCGCUGUUCGAGUGACAUUGCCUCUGCGCGAGAACAACUUACCCAACAUCCUCUCCACGACCGAGGUCUUCCCACUCCCCGAUCCAGCAGACCAGAAGGCAAAGAAAACGACGAUCGGUGAAGUGUUUCGUGCACCUGCCCACUUGGCACAAAUCAGCCCGCCGAAGUCUGCGCGCCCCUCCACAGCCAAGGGCAACAGCACUAUCACUUUUGCGCAUCAAGAAACGCCCAAGCCUCGCCGCAAGGGAUCGCAGUCCUACUCGCACCAGGCACUGUCCGCAGGGUCCUGGCUUGGUUAUGGAGGUGUCGACAUGCCAAAAGAUCAGACAUCCCCCACAGCGAAGCAAAAGAAUAGGCAAAGAGCAUUGAGCAUGGGCGAAGCGCAGCAGCCUCCAUCAGAGGCAAUUCUAGUAGCUGUUCAGCAAGCAAAGGAAGAGGCACUUUUCCGGAGUGUUUACUCUAGCUUUGCGCCCACCCGUGAUGAUGCGUCUGCGAUCAUUCCUGAACAGACGAAGAACAUGAUUUGGUGGCAAAAAGUGGGCGAAAAACGUUUCAACGAGACGUUUCCCAUCGACCCAGCGCUGUUAGAUGCAGACGCAAUAUCUGACAUUGAAGCCAACGGCACGGUAGAUGAGGAGGAGAGUUUCAAAGAAGCCGUGGAGAAGUUUGUUCCCAUGAAUAGCGAUAUAUUCCCAGACAAGGAAAAGAGCGAGGAAGAGAAAGACACGGAUGAGGUGCUGAAGGAAAUUUCCGAGCUUCUUGAGACGCUGGCCUCGUACCAAAGGAUACGAAAUCUUUCACUCACUACCAAUCCCCGCACACCUAUGGUACAGAAUGCUUCGCUCGCCACUCUAGCCGGAAGCCCGUUGACGCCAUCUUCUGAGGAAAUCGACGUCUACCAGAUCUUGAAGUCACAGCUGACGCUCCUAAUCUCUCAGCUUCCGCCUUAUGCUGUCGCCAAGUUGAAUGGAGAUCAGAUGGAUGAGCUAAACAUCAGUCGCACAAUCUUAUUCGAUACAAAGGAAUACAAGGGAGUAAUGGAGGAGGACCAGCUCUCAAGAUUGGCCAAAGCGCCCCCCGCCGUUGCUCCUACGCCUGCUACACUCACUCGGGCGUCUUCAGGGGCACACACGCACGUCCAAUACACACAAACUCCGCAGUACAGUCGGCCUGCGGCUUCAACACAUCAGUCGAGCUCCCGCCCUGCAUACUCGCAACAGCAAUCGCUCCAUCGUUCGUCUUCGAUGCAUCUCCAACGUUCCCCCUCUGGGCCAUCGCAGGCCUUUCAAGCCAACUACGGAUCUACGCCACGGCCAGGCUAUGCAGCGACUCCAUCGUACAACCAGCAAUCAAGACCAAGCUAUGGUACUCUCGCAUCUGGCAAAUACUAUUCUCAACGGUCUGCCCAACCUAGCAGCUAUACAGGCGCCACCGGCUCGCAAUUCUACAGCUCUACGCCGCAGACGCAGCCACAGAAUCGGUACACAGGCCAGCAGGGUCAGAACGGCUUCUACCCGCCGAGGUCACAAAACGUUGCCCCCAUGUACAACGGCGCUCAAGUAUCACAGCCACGCACUGCAUCACCGUUGAAGGCUGCCCCUGCGCCCUCGCAAUCGGCCUUUGGCGCGCGCACCGCAUAUGGCACGCCGGUAUCAGGUGGCCAGAUGCGUAGUACGUAUUACGGCCCAUCACAAUACGGCACCCCGCAAGCCCCAGCCCCUUCCACACCAUUUGCUAGCGGGGCUGCUAAUCCCCAGCAGGUGAUGAUGGAGAGGCAGCAAGCACAGGCGGUAGCUCAAUCGCAAGCCCGUCUAGCGGCUCAAAGCAGCUUCAGUAGUAGACAAGGAUCGGGGACACCUCAGCCUCCGAAUGGCGUUUAUGGAAGUCAAAAUGGGACGUGA
This is a messenger RNA of Plenodomus lingam JN3, 2643 nucleotides long. RefSeq lists its product as uncharacterized. The record is from RefSeq and is a predicted model, not a curated record. Lineage: Eukaryota; Fungi; Ascomycota; Dothideomycetes; Pleosporales; Leptosphaeriaceae.